GGAAGCCGGAGGAGGCCGGGAGGAAGCGGAGGAGGGAGCGGGAGGCGGCGGCGUUGGGUCCCGUCGGCCUCCGGCAGGACUGACAGCUGAGAAGCCGGAAGGCAGGCGCGCGCGGCGGAGAGGCGGGAGGGAGGCCGGAGGUUAUUUAAUGAGAAGUGCCAUAGACUGAAAAACGAAACAUGAGGGUAGCAGGUGCUGCAAAGUUGGUGGUAGCCGUGGCAGUAUUUUUACUGACAUUUUAUGUUAUUUCUCAAGUAUUUGAAAUAAAAAUGGAUGCAAGUUUAGGAAAUCUAUUUGCAAGGUCAGCAUUGGACACGGCAGUGCGUUCUACAAAACCUCCCAGAUAUAAAUGUGGAAUCUCAAAAGCUUGCCCUGAGAAGCAUUUUGCUUUUAAAAUGGCAAGUGGAGCAGCCAAUGUGGUGGGACCCAAAAUCUGUCUGGAAGACAAUGUUUUAAUGAGUGGCGUUAAGAAUAACGUUGGAAGAGGGAUCAAUGUUGCCUUGGCAAAUGGAAAAACAGGAGAAGUAUUAGACACCAAAUAUUUUGACAUGUGGGGAGGAGAUGUGGCCCCAUUUAUUGAGUUUCUGAAGUCCAUACAAGAUGGAACAAUAGUCUUAAUGGGAACAUAUGAUGAUGGAGCAACCAACUGUCAGCUUCAGACCUGUUUCCCUUCUUCUGAUAAAUUGUGGCGAUACCUCAGAACUAAGACAGGAUAUUUCUUCUUUAACUGACGUUUAUUGGUGCCCAUCAUAUAUAACAAGAGCAGAAUCAGAAGACAUUCAGCCUGUAAGGCAAAAGUAGAAAUCUACAUUUUGAUGUCUUGGAGUGCCUGGAGGCUCAGCUGGUUAAGCCUCCAACUUUGGCUCAUGAUCUCACGGCUCAUGAGUUUGAGCCUGACAUCUGGCUCUCUGCUGUCAGCAUAGAGCCUGCUUCAUAUCCUCUGUCCCCCUCCCCUGUGCGCUCUCUCAAAAAUAAAUUUAAAAAAGUAAAUAAAUUGUGAUGUCUUUAUACUUAGCCAAUAUAUGGUUCAACCUCUGUAUAUUUAAAUGAUUUCAAUUGUCUGCAUUUUCAGUUUGGGUACAUGAAUUUGUAUUUUGAAUAUUUCCUUUUUCCAAACACCAGUGAAAUAAAUUGUAAGUAUUGUGUCCUUUAUACAAAAAUGGACACGCAGUCUUUAUAAAUGGCCAUCUGCAUCUAUUAAAUGUAAUGGAAUUGAAGCAUACACCUUGGCAGAUAUCUGUGGAACAUUUGAAGUGUGAUUCAUCAGCUGUGGUAUACCCAGUCUUCUAUGGGAUUAGAAGCUGUCUGUGCUUCAACUGAUGUGUUAAGGGCUUUUCUUUCCAUAAGGCUUCUGGAUUUUACUUCAUAGGAAUGGUUUGUUUUCCUGCUUAUACCCAAUACCCAAAAGAGUUUAGAAUUUGAAAUGGAUGUGCCUACUGUCUCCAAGACUGGGAGUUGGUAUGGGUUCUCCAUAGUUGUCCCUGCCUGAUCCCAGUUACUGCUAUCAGCAGUGAGCUCCUUGGCUGUACAGUGAACUUGUGAGAGUGUUUGCGAUUGGUCUCCAUCAUAGCACUUCCCAGAGUGUGUUCUAGUGGGAUCCCAGCCCUUUAAACCUGUAAUGGUCAAAUAAGUUUGGGGGAUGGCACCUUGCAUUUUGCCUCUUUCAGGGAUUUACAAUGCAAGGCCCUGAAGUUUGCCCCUAAGGAAACCUCUUUACCUUUGUUUAUCCCAGUGUUCCUUGAUUGUAACAAGGAAGCCCAUUUUAAGAACAAAACAAAACAAAACACACACACAUACAAAAACCCCUAUAUUUAAGAAAAGGUACAUUUUGGAGAGUGCAGAUCUCUAAUGAUGCCUACUUCCUCCCCCUCCCCCGACCUACCCUUCUAAAAUAAAUUAUUUGUUUAUUUAAUGAAGAACUUUAAUAGUUUGAGCAAGCUAAAUUUUGCUAUCGUAGCCCUCCUUUUGGAGACAACACUCUAUGACAUGUUAGCUUCCUGGCUAAGUGAAAGGUUUAAAUGUGGGUGACCUGAAGUAAGUGAUCCUAAGUCAUUUGACAAAGCAUCCAAGCCACGGUUGGGGGUUGGGGGGGGAAUUCCCGUGGAACUCGUUUACAAAUCUCUCCGCUGAACUGCUCACCUCUGAAGGGCACCAGUAUCUCAUCAUUGCUCUAUCUGAAACAAAACAGAGCAAAAAAUUAUUCUUAAGUAAACAUUACGUUCUCAGGGUUGGUCUCCUUCUAAAUACCACCUGGUAGUCUUAGCUUGGGUAAAUGGAGCAAUAAAUAUGUUCCCCAAAUCAUUUGAUACUUCAUGUUUGAAACUAAUUAGCAUUUCUCUUUCAUUUUUCCGUUUUCCUGCACCAUACACAGGACCCUUGUCACCUUUCAUCAUGUUAAGUUUCUGGGUUGGUUUACCCUCUGGGCUGCAUUUUUUUGGGCAUCAGCUCUCUGGUUGAUUAUCAGCUCUCUUAAAAUGAGUGCCCCAGAUCAAACACAGGGCUCCAGAUGUGGUCUGGCCAGUGCAGGGGAGAUGCUAGCUUUUACCGUUCUGGAGAUUACAUUUCUUUGAAUAUUCAUGCAGACUAGUAUUGUAUUAGUUUUCUUUAAAUGGUCAUAUCACAUUUUUGACUCAUGAAUUUUUGGUUAAGUUAAACUCUUAGAUCAUUUCAUUUGAUCUCAGACCUUUUUUUUUUUUUUUUUAAACCACUGCCAAGUCAGGUCUUUCUCCCCAUUGAGUACUUGCUUUUGUUUAAUCUAAAUGAAGGGCUUCAUUUACCCUUGUUAUCCUUGUUACAUUCAAUUUUGCUGAUUUUAGCCCAUUAGGUCAUGAUUCUGACAUUUGUCCUAUGAGAUUUCCAUGAUCCAGGCUUUGUAGUCUCUCCAGAGUUGUUCUUGUGUCUAAAUCGAAGUCAUUGAUGAAACUGUUCGCCAAGGGCAGUGUGCCACCCUACUAGGGGCCUCCUCCAAGGGAUUCAUCUACUGAUCAUCUACAGAAACUUUUUUAAACAGCUGCCAGUGCACCCUAAUAGGCAUAUCAUCCAGCUGCUGCUUCAUUAUUUUAUUCAUAGAGGCUAUUUUCUAAGACUCUCAGAUGCUCACUUGAAACUCAUGAACUAUGCUAAUUACAGUAGCCUAAUCUACCACCCGAAAACCUCUUUACAUGGUGAAAUGCCUGAGAUGACAUUAACUUGGCUUGAUUUAUUUCUCCCUCCUCCUCACUACCCCAUCUUUGCUCUUCCUCCUUUUUUUUUUUUUUUAAUGUUCACAGGAUCUCCUUGCUGUCAUCCAUUCUAGAAUUUGCUAAGAAUUGGAAGUAGUUCUAUUGAACCAUUUUUUCUAAAAAUUUCCUUGCCUUUUUUGAAGACUGGAGUAACUUUUAACGAUCUAACACCUUCAUUUUCCAUAAUGCUUCUAAAAUAAUGGACAUUGCCUUGAAGAUGAUAUUAAUAAGUCCCUCGGAAUUUAACUGUGUGAUGUGUGUAGGCCUGGAGGCUUCCCUUUACUUUAAAGCACUUAUAUAGACAUUCCUGAACCACUCUUCCCUUUUUAUGUUGAUCAGAGUGUUUGCCUCCCUGGAAAGGACAGGCAUGCUUUGAUCUCGAUAUUAUAUUGUUCUUGUGAAACAGUGGGUCACUUCGUUGUUUGUGCUUAGUAGCAGAAGUUCUUUCUGUGGCCUUUUAUAGUUUUAGGAGCCUCAUCUUAUUCUGAGCACUACAGGUCUUCCUGGUAGUAGUAUUCAAAGUUUUGCCAUCAGUAAUAUGAUUUGCCCUACAUUUUUGGAUGCUUUUCUGAGUUUGAGCCCAUCAGAGAACACUCCUAUAGCAGCACUAAUUUAGAACCUAUCCUUCUCUUUUCUGGGAUUGCUAGCAAUCAUACAGUGAAAAUUAUUGGGAGUUUUGGUUUGUUUUUGAAGAGUCUUCUUCUCUCAUAAGAGCUUUUAAUCUGAACUUUGUAUGAUGUGCUCUCUUUAAAGUCCAGGCUCCGGGGUCACCUGUACCUAGCGUUGCUUAUUCUUCAGUUUCCGGAGAUAGUAUGGUGAUUUUCUUCCAGAGUUCUUGACACCUCCACUUUUACUUCCCAAGUGCUUCUUCCCUGUUGGUCCACAUUGAGCCCAGGACAUUAAUUCUCCAUGUUGCUUUCUGUGCUUUUCAAGACAGGGUGCAUCGGCCUGUUGUGAUGGUGUGACCGUGGGGCUCUCAGCGGCUCCUUUUUCCCCAGGAAAGAUGGAGGCAGAUCUCUGAGUCGCCCCCUCUCCAGUACCCACUUCCUCUAUUGUACUCCAGAUUGCCCCUGUGUAGCUGUAGAAUCUCUUCUAGGAAAACCUGAUCCCUGUCUCUGCUUUCUUGUUUGUCACAGGAUAAUUUUUAAUUAAUUUUAAAGAAAAUGUAGUCCGUUGAAAUUUUUCACAUCUCUGCUAAUUAAGACCAUUGGUAGAGAUUAAUGUAUAUGUAACACACUCAUGGGGGUCCUAUAUAGAAUAAAAGCUUAUAUUUUUAAAAUGUAUGCUAUGUAUAUAUUAGUUACACUGGCUUUUAAAGAAAUGGGAGGGGCUCCUGGGUGGCUCAGUUAAGCAUCUGACUUCAGCUCAGGUCAUGAUCUCCCAGUUCGUGGGUUCAAGCCCCACAUCAGGCUCUGUGGUGACAGCUCAGAGCCUAGAGCCUGCUUGGAUUCUGUGUCUCCCUCUCUCUCUCCCCUCCCCUGCUCCUGCUCUGUCUCUCUGUCUCUCUCAAAAAUAAAACAGCAUUGAAAAAUAAAAUAAAGAAAUGGGAUAUUUUGAUACCUAAUGUGUAUUGAAUCAAGUGCUGAGAAUAUUGGUUACGUUGCAUGAUUUUAAACUUCUUUUUGAACCAUGAAAUCAUCUUUUACUAAAAUAAAAGAUGUCGGAAAGGAAUAAUGAAAUCCUCCAAGUUCUAUGUAGGCAAAGCAGACAAUUUUAGAAAUUACUGAGAAACUUACCUUGUUCUAAAACUGUAGUGGAUACUCAUAGGGGCAAGGGGUGGGGGCGCCUGGACCACCCCAGGUUUGAGGGUUUGCUAGGACUAGCAUGUGGUCCUGCUCGCCUCAUGACUGCUAUUUGUUACAGCAAAAGCAAAAUCAGCAAAAAAGGGAAAUACGCACUGAGCAUAGUCUGGUGGGAACCAGGCUCACGUUCCAAGAGUCCUCUCCCAGUGGAGCCACACAGGACAGGCUUCAUUCCUCCAGCACCAAACAGUGACAACACUGUGAAAUGCUGUCUUGUAGGAAAGCUUACUGGGGACUCAGUGUCCAGGGAUUUUACUGGCUACUGGCCACAUAGGCACCCUCUGCCUGACACAUCCCCAGAUUCCAGACUCCCAGAUGUAAAGUAGGUGUUCAGCAUAGACAGCCUUGCUUCUGCAGUACAGGCACAGUGACCCAUCCCAAGCAGUUCUGGGAAUGGGGGGAGCCCUCCCCAAAUCCAAGUGUCCAGUUGCCAGCCGGGGACCAACCCGCUGUUAGGCCUUUCUAAAGAUAGCCCUCGUAGGCCGGCUUUGUUGCCCUCUUCUGCACAGGACCGCAGGGUGUUCUCAUGGGAAAGGAAGUAAAGAGAUGAAGGGAGGGAGUCAAAACAAAGCCAUUUUCAAGUUGCUUCUGGAUCUCUGGCUAAAUUGGCCUAGUUUACUCAUGUACAUCAAGAUGACUGGUUCUGAAAUUCAGAAGUAAGGAAGUAAAAAUGAUUGCCCUUCAAUAUAUUUCUUAAUUGAUAUAAAAUUCAUAGAUGAAGAAGAUUUUAUUCAUACUUUUUACAGGGAGCCAGGCCUGCAGUCGGAGAAACCACCGACUUUGCAAGCAGUUUUUAUUUUACGUAUAAAACAGUCUCUUGGCAUCUGUGAACUUCACCUUCAGCUAUUUAGGAGCAACCCCAAAGCCCAUGAGGUGCCAAUUGGUAAUUACUCUGAGAUGUAAAUGUGAAUCAAACCCCAGAGCCUCAGGGCGCCUGGGUGACUCAAGUCAGUUAAGCUUCCAACUCAGCACAGAUCAAGAUCUCCCAGUUUGUGAGUUCAAGCCCCGCGUCACGCUCUAUGAUGACAGCUCAGAGUCUGGAGCCUGU
Messenger RNA from Prionailurus viverrinus (fishing cat), 6071 nucleotides. RefSeq names its product FAM3 metabolism regulating signaling molecule C (gene FAM3C). NCBI's taxonomy places the organism in Eukaryota, Metazoa, Chordata, Mammalia, Carnivora, Felidae. The transcript has 9 exons. The record is from RefSeq and is a predicted model, not a curated record. The coding region runs from base 180 to 731 and encodes 183 amino acids.